Molecule: messenger RNA, 1679 nt
Organism: Dicentrarchus labrax (European seabass)
Lineage: Eukaryota; Metazoa; Chordata; Actinopteri; Moronidae
Product: deoxycytidylate deaminase-like
Exons: 6
Coding region: 114-647 (177 amino acids)
Biological process (GO): dTMP biosynthetic process; dUMP biosynthetic process
Cellular component (GO): cytoplasm
Molecular function (GO): dCMP deaminase activity; zinc ion binding
Source: RefSeq, a predicted model, not a curated record
UGACGUCAGAAGUCGUUGCACUCCGCCGAUAAAUACAGAGACUGACUCUCACAUCAAGCUCGUACAGCCACUGAGAUCAACUCCAACAGAGGAAAUCCAAUAUCUGGAAGACUAUGGCAGAAAAUCAGCCACAGAGUCCUGGUCCAAACAGUGGCACAACCGACUACCUGAGCAACGAAGACUACUUUAUGGCUUUAGCCUGUCUGUCAGCCAAAAGGAGCAAAGACCCUAACACACAGGUGGGGGCAUGUAUAGUGAACCAGGAGAAUAAGAUAGUUGGCAUUGGUCACAAUGGUAUGCCAAAUGGCUGUGAUGGUAAGCUACCGUGGUCCAGGGAUGCAGUCAACAAGCUUGACAAUAAAUACUUUUAUGUGUGCCAUGCAGAGCUGAAUGCCAUUAUGAACAAGAACAGUGCUGAUGUGAAAGGCUGCACCAUGUAUGUGACUUUGUUCCCCUGCAACGAGUGUGCCAAGCUCAUCAUCCAGGCAGGUAUUAGGGAUGUGGUCUUUCUUUCUGAUAAGUACCAUACCCUUGUGGAGACGGAAGCUUCCAGAAGGCUGCUCAGGACAGCAGGCAUACAAUUCGAGGAGUUCCAACCCCAGAGGGCUGAGAUUCCUAUUGCCUUCAGAUCCUUCUACGACCCUUAAACAGCAUGACCAUGGCAACACGCAAACCCCGAAUGAGGUGGAAGACUGCUGAGAUUGAAAGAGACUUUGAUGCCUCUUUUCUCUAUGUCUUCUUGCCGCUUGCUUUGCUUAAAGGAAAACUCAAACAUAUCUCGAGUUUACCUGACACUUUGCCCCUUGUGCAUGCUCCCACAUUUAUUUCCUUUUUAAGGUCCAGUGUGUAACAUUUAGGAAGAUCAGAAAUGGAAUAUAAUAUUCAUAUGUAUGUUUUUAUUAGUGUAUAAUCACCUGAGAAAAAGAAUUGUUGUGUUUGCGUUACAUUAGAAUGAUGUUGUCUCCAGAUGCUGCAGGUUGUUUCUAUAGUAGCCCAGAACAAACACUGGCUCCAAAUAAGGCUGUUUUUCACAUGUUUCUUGGCCACCAUAGUUUUCCCCUCACACUUGGAAAGGAAGGGUGAAACAAGUGAGUUGCAACCUGCAACUACAUCGCUAGAUUCCACUAAAUCCUAUGUUUUCCUUUACCUUAAAAACUACCUUUGGGUUUAGGAAUUCACGAGCACACUGAACACUCUUCAGUGUUUGAUUUUAAAAUCUUUUGUUUUGUGAUUCUUCUCAUUGCUCUCAGACCAGGUAAAACCCGAAAUCAGCAUUUUCCUCCUAGAAACAAGGUUCCAGACUAAUACAGACACACCUUAAUAUUAUGGUAAUUUGACAGUGGUUGCUGCCCAGUAAAUCAGUGAAUACUGGGAGCUGCUCAUUGUCACUGAGCAUCUUACCAUCCAACCACAAUACAAAGUUUCCUUAUCUCAACACACUAUUUAUAUAUUACUGUGUGCAUAUGGGGUUUUUAAUAUCAUUUAAGCAAUGUGUUCUGAAAGGUGUUGCUACAAUUUUUUUUGUAAUUGCAAUGUGUGGGUUAGGGUUUUUUAAUUAAAAAAUGUCUAAUUAUCACUCAAAACACAGUUUAUUUUUUAGAUUGCCAUCGUUUUCCUACUUUGUGCUCAUUUGCCACAGUCUUCGCAUGUGUGCCUUCCUAUUAAAUGACUUGGAACCA